GUAGAUAAAAAAAUUUUCCUAAUAGUUGGUCGACUGUCAAACCAGCAAAGUAAAGAAAAUUACAGUUUUUGGUAUCAAUUUUAAAGAAAACAAAUUAAUUAAGUUACACUUUAUUAUUAAAAGUUUAUUAGAUAGAAAGUUCGCAGUGUUUGAUUUAAAAGUGAACCACAUAUAAGAAGAUUAAUUUGCAGGCUAUAUAUUUAUGGUUUUGUACUAGCAUCAGAAUAGAGGGGGGCAAAAGCGCCAGCGCUAAAAACCGCAUUCAGUAUAAUACUAAAAAACAUUUAGACAAAAAUAACAAUAUUUUUGUUUUGUUAUAAAAUCGGCAAUUAAAUGAAGAAUGGCUACUACACAGCAGUACUCGCUUCGUUGGAACAAUUACUUUCGACAUUUGACAUAUGCUUUGGACAAUCACCGCAACAACGAUGAUUUUGUUGACGUGAGUUUAUGCUGUGACGGACGUAAAAUCAAGGCUCAUAAAGUGGUGCUAUCAUCAUGUAGUUCUUAUUUCAAAGAAAUAUUCAGGGACAAUCCCCAUCCUCAUCCAGUAAUAAUUUUUAAAUUUAUUAAAUUCGAAGAUCUCACCUCAAUAAUUGAGUUUAUGUACCAGGGAGAAGUGAAUGUACAGCAGGAAGCGUUGCAAUCAUUUCUCCAGACCGCCGAAUUACUUGCUGUGCAAGGUCUUACCGCAGAGGAAAAGGAGAAACCAAAAUUGCCUCCGACACCGAUUAUUGAUGAACAAAAACUUAUUAAAACCAUCCCCAGUACUAUUAGAGCGGUGAAUGAUGUAACGACUGCAACACAGACUACACCGCAAACAAUCGAAAUACCAACGGCAACUAUUUUGCAGCAAACGCAGCCACAGCAACAGCAACAUACCGCUACACAGCAUCAUCAUGUACAAACACAAAUCCAGCAUAUUCAAGUGCAACAUCAACCGCAACCCCAUGUGCAAACCGUGCAAACUCAGGUGCAGCAACAGCAAACAACAACACAUCAGCUGCAACAUCAUCAGCAGCAACAAUUGCAACAAACUCAUUUAGGUGCGCUGCCUUCUACUAAUACGAUAAAGAAACGUAAAAUGACUUUCUCAGAUGAUGAUGAUAACAUAUAUACCACAGAAGGCGUUGAUUACGGUGUCAAGGAUGAUUCUUCGAUUGUUAAAACGGCGGAAAUGACAUUCCUACGAGGUACUGUUAAAAUGGAUAUACCCGAAUACAUAGUUGGCGAAGUUGAUGAUAGCGAACAGUUGACUGAUGGAAGUGCGCAGCAUACAUCACAAGACGGUGGCACGACGGGCACCCAAAAUGUCACACAGUACACAUCUGAAUAUGAAAUUCUGACAGAAUCAGAAAUUGAGGAAAAGUUUCAUCAAGCUGAUGCAGAAAAUGCAGAAAUAACAAUCGAAAUGGGGCGUCUUUUAAAUCCAACAACGAGUACGCCAUCAACAACAACACCUCAUACAACGUUAGAUGAAUCCGGUGGCAGUGUCACUAAUGCUGUAGUAAAAAUUGAUAAUAAAGGUGGCGGAACUGCAGAUUUGCCAAAUAAUAAGUGGACAGAAUGUCAAUUUUGCAAAAUGGUCAUAACCACGGUAAAUCUUUGGAGACAUAUUCGUACGCAACAUACGCCUCAACCGCCCCGUAAAUGCGAGCUAUGCAACAAAAAUUUCAAAAACAAAUACAGUCUACGCGAACACAUACGAAUUUCGCACGAACAAAAAAUCACAGUGAAGUCAGAAAACUGAUUGACAAUAUUUCAUUUGCGUCGGUAAAUUGACCGCACUUCUUUUUUAAUAAAAUAACGUGAAUAAAGGAAGAGCUUAGCAGCAAAUGCCAAGCUUAUUAUGAAAACCGUUAUUAACUGCAAUCAAGAAAGGCAACUAUAAAUAACUUCGAUGUUAAUUUAAUACCAGUGAGCAGAGCACAUAAAUACGUCCAAAAAAUAUGAAUAAUAAUGGAACUACCAAAAUGAAAUUAUGAUGAAAAAUGCUAGAGAUUUAACCUAAAAAGUGCAAAGUAGAUUUAUUUUAAUUAAGCCAGUGUAUUGCAAUAUUCAAUUAUUAGCUGAAUUCCGGUUUAAUUUAUUUAAACAAUGGUCGAUUGAUUUUGGUAAUGAUUUUAAUACUUUUUUGUAAUAUAGUUGAUUAACGAACUUUGCGCUGCACUAUUCGUAAUUAUUAUUAAACACAAACCACUGUACAUUUUAAUUAAUCUUCUAUUACAUAUAAAACAAACAAAUAUUAAUAUAAUUUAAAAUAUCUAAAGGCACAUUUAUUCAACACUAAAACUCAGAGAAGGUAAUAACGAUUGAUAUUAAAUAUUAGAGCUUGAUUAGUGUAUACUGUGGGGCAGAAAUCUCCCAAUUCAUAUAAUUUGCUUAUUUUCUAAAUCAUUCGCAAGAUCCUAGCAAAUACAUACACAUUUCGGCUUAAACUGAUAAUAGGACAAAACAAAAGUAAAGACAAAAAAAUUUAAGUGAGGUAGAUGUGUAAAUCGAUGUAUAAAUUUAAUAAGUAUCUAUCAUGUUUCAUUAAUUAAAUACAGAUGUAUAAAGGAUAUGUAUUACAAUUUUUAUAGGAUAGACUUAGAUUUAACGGAAAUAAAAAUAAAUCAGAUUGAUAUACAUACAUAUAUAAUUCUAUAAUGUAGGUGUAGAUUUACUUGUAACUUAAAAGUAUGUGUAGGACGAGAGGAAUUAAUUAAUAUGCAAUAUUUGCAAAAAAUAUUUUUUUGCCGAUAAACUAUAUAUACAUACAUAUAUAAGGGUAAUAUUUAAAAAAAAAAAGAUUCCAAAAUUGAAAUUCAAAAAACUGUACAAAAUAAUACCUAUAAUAAAAUUUGAAGAAAUCACGAAGUGAGAAAAUGAAAAAUAGCGUAGAAUAUUUAAAUACAGUUUCGGCUACCGGAAAAUUUAGCUAUAAAAAAGUAAGAUAAUAGAAAAUUUCCAUAUCUCGAGUCGAUAAGAAACGCUUAUCAUAUAGUACAAUUUGUGGACAAAAAAAAGUAUUAAGCAGUACAGCUUUGGAUAAAAACAACAUGAAUCAAAAUUCAUAUUGAAAUUCUCAUAUUUUCGUUUCCCUAAUCGCUAAUUCAUUCGUUUUCAAUAUUUUCUUUAAAAAAAUUGGAAUUACUGGGGUUUUAUGGUACCAUGGAAGUUUUCUUGUGAAUAUUUUUAUAUAACAUCUCAAUUAUUAAGUCACAUUUAAAUCAUGAUGAAAUUGCUAAUUAGAAAAUUAAAAAAAUUAAAUUUAAUACAUGAAAUACAAACAAAUUUAAAAGAAUACUAUAUAAAUAAAAUAAAGUAAUUGUAAUAUACUUAUACUGAUUAUAUUAUAUGUAUGUAAUAUUUAUAAGCAGGAUAGACUUUUAUUAUAAUUUUCAAAAAUAUAAAUGAAUGUCGAAAAAAUAUUUGUUUAUUUUUUAUAUUAUAUGUGGGUCAGCUUAAUUGGAUGAGCUUAUACCGAGUAAGAAAUAAGCGCUAUACACUACUUUAAUUGAAUCCAUAAUUUAAAGCUAAUUUUAAACGGUUCAUUUUGUAGACGUGCAGUGUCGAUGACAAUACUUAACAUGUAUUAUGAUAGCUCUGUUGAUGCUAAAUAAGUAAAAUAAUAAUAAGAGGUCUUCACUACAUCAUAUAUUGGAUUGUCUAAAAACGCCCACGAAAUUUUGGGAGGGUUUAGUAUGUAAAAGGCUCUUUCCUGGUUUGCGUUACAAUUUUUUUUGUUUAUAUUUAUGUAGUUCUCUACAACCGACCGACUACUAAUAGACACUAGCUAUUUAGUU
Bactrocera oleae (olive fruit fly) is the source of this 3785-nucleotide messenger RNA. Its product is annotated as modifier of mdg4. The record is from RefSeq and is a predicted model, not a curated record. Gene Ontology annotation, biological process: regulation of transcription by RNA polymerase II. Gene Ontology annotation, molecular function: protein binding. Gene Ontology annotation, cellular component: nucleus. NCBI's taxonomy places the organism in Eukaryota, Metazoa, Arthropoda, Insecta, Diptera, Tephritidae.